UCCUCGCCUCCUGCUGCCCCCGCGAUGCAAGAGGAGGGAGACAGCGCCCCGAUUCCAAAGCACCGGCGGACUGAGCGAAGCCGCUGCAGAAACGGCGGCUCCCGCGCCACCUCCUUUCCUAAACCGACAGGUGCCCAGAGCGCAGGUAAGCCCAAAGGGGCUCCUCUCCACCGGUCUGACUCUCUUGCCUCUUCUCUGACCGGGCAGGAUCGGGCGCGGGGCGCGGCAGGCAUCGUGGGAAACUUUCGCAGCUUUCCCCGCGGGGAGAUCCGAGGCUGGCACCGGAGGAGCGGCACCGAUCCCGCCCGCCCAGCCCCGGGGAGUUGGAUCGAGCUCUGACGACGCGCUGCCUCUGCUCCGGAUCCGGCGCUUGCAAGCGAUGCUCGCGGGAGCCGCCGCAGAAGGAGCCGACCAAGCUUUGAUGCCAGCCGAGCAGAGGCGGGGACCCUGCGGGACGAAGAGCGAUUGAAGCGUCUCCUGGGCAGGAAUCGAGAGCGCGCCCUCUGAUGGAGAACGCCUCUAAUGACAGCCGUGCACCGGUGGAGCAGCAGCCGGAGGAGGCCGGCGCUCAUAGCGGGCAGGUGCUGGCAGGUUGCUUGCUGGCGCUGCUGGUGCUGAGUACCCUGGCGGGCAACAGCUUGGUCUGCCUAGCUGUUAUCCGGUCGCGCCACCUGCGUGCCAGAGUCACCAACUGGUUUGUCCUGUCGCUGGCUGUCUCCGAUCUCUGCGUGGCCCUUCUGGUGAUGCCCUGGAAGGCUGUCACUGAGGUGGCAGGGGGGACCUGGCUCUUUGGCGCCCGCUUUUGCGACACGUGGGUGGCCUUUGACAUCAUGUGCUCCACCGCCUCCAUCUUCCACCUCUGCAUCAUCAGCUUGGACCGGUACUGGGCCAUUGCCAGCCCCUUCCGCUAUGAGCGGCGCAUGACGCGCGGGGUGGCUUCUGCCAUGAUCACCUUGGCCUGGACCCUCUCCCUGCUCAUCUCUUUCGUCCCGGUGGAGCUCCAUUGGCACAAAGCCGAGGAACGGGGCCGCCCUGAUCCGCCACACCGCUGCGACACGCGGCUUAAUCCCACCUAUGCUGUCACCUCUUCCUUGAUCAGCUUCUACAUCCCAGUCUCUAUUAUGAUUGGGACCUACACCCAGAUCUACCGCAUCGCUCAAGCUCAGAUCCGCCGCAUCUCCUCACUGGAAAAGGCAGGAGGCCUGUGCUCGGCUCAGGGGAAGGAGCCUGCAUCUUCCCUGCGCACCUCGCUGUGCAAGGAGACCAAGGUGCUUCAGACUUUGUCCAUCAUUGUGGGGGUCUUUGUCUGCUGCUGGCUGCCCUUUUUCUUCCUCAAUUGUCUAUUGCCCUUUUGCGACUCCAAGCCAGACAAGGAAGGCCGACUUUCUGGUCAAGGCCUCUGCGUGAGCCCGGCUGUCUUCAAUGUUUUCAUGUGGUUGGGCUGGGCCAACUCUUCCCUCAACCCAGUCAUCUACGCUUUCAAUGCAGACUUCCGGCGGGCAUUCAGCAGCUUGCUGGGCUGCCCCCAGUGCCCUUGUGGGCUUCCCAGCAGUUCCGCCGUUGAGAGAGUCAACUUGAGCAAUGAGCUGGCUUCCUACCACCACAACUCCUCCUGCCACAAAAGCAGAGGAAGCGGCCCUUUCCCAUUGCCAUCGCCCAUGCUUGCUGCCUGGAGCCAGCCGCUGCCUCACACUGUGGACUCUCAAGGAGAGGAGGAGAAUUGUGGCGAACCCCUGCUUCAGAAAGAGAAGCUACCAUCGUGUCAGGUCAUUCACAGGAGUGAGGCCACAAAUGUUAGCCAGAGAGCUUUGCUCCCGCUUGAAUGUGAAAUGGAGGUCUCUUUAGAGACUAUCACUCCCUUUACAGAGAUCACUGGACACUAGAGUGUCUAUAGACCCAUCCAGGAAAUGUGUCACGGUCAUAUCUGUGGAUGGAUGGGACCAUUUAGAAACUUCCCUUGUUCUUUAGUCAAAAAGAGUUGGGCUACGUGCUCUGGCACCUUGUGGUCAGCCCAUGUGUGUCUUGAGAUGUCCUCAAGAAACGUGUGAGGACAACAGCUCUCUUCCCUGCUAUUUGGAUGGAGUAGCUUGCUGCUUCUAAGGGCAGAAGCGGACAAGAGGGCAGUUUUGUGAUUAGAAGCACAUCUCCCUUAAGAGUGAAUAGACUUUUGUUUUUUUUCCCCUAUGAAUUAGAUAUUUUUGUAUCAGUUUGGAAUCAAUUUGCAAGUUCAUUUUGUAAAUGGUGGAAUAAUGUUUUGUCACUUUCUAACUGUGAAGUUGCCCUCUUUUCUAUUUCUGCCCUGAUACUGGAGGUGGCCUGUAGCCAUUAUAAUUGCCCGCCAUAAAUUUGGAACAGUUCAAGAUGGAGACCCUGUUCCUCCUUUGUUUUCCUCAUAAUGGUUGCCACUGGUUGGCAUUUGACCAGUCUUUUUCUCUGUAGGCCUGUGUCUGGGCCAUGUCAGGUUGCAAAUGGGGCUCACAUAAUGUUACAGUGUACUGGUUAGUGCCACUAGAAUUUGGGAGAGCCCAGAUCUGGUCCUUGGUGAGCAAUAAAAAAAUUCCCCAAGUGACCUUGGCCCAGUCACACUCUUGGGCUGAGAAGAUGUGGGCUGUGGUGAGGAAAACAACCAGACAGAGGAGGAGGUGAGUUUUGGGUUCAGUGGAGGAAAGGUGGUGAGUUAUAAACGUAAUUAAUACAUACAGUAUAUAACUAUACUUAUAGCAUGGGUGCCCAAUUGUAAUUUUAAUUUACCACUUUGACAUCACAAGUCAUCCUUUGUGCAAAAUCCAGAUUCCAUCCCGGAAAUGACCAUGCAUGGAAAUAAUUUCCACAUCAUAUUUUAAGCAUUUCUGCACACUUGGGUUUUCAUUCGUCUUAUCCUGUUUCUAAUAUCUCUGGUUGUGCCCUAACCUUAGAAGAAUAUUUUUAGACCAUGGAUAUUUUUAUUUAAGCAUUUAUUUAGUGUUAGAAUUAGUAUUGUACUGGAUACACAACACAGAGUUUACUUCAAAUGCAUUAUGUGAAUCCAUGGAUCUGUCACGUGUGCUUUGCAUGCUUUGUGCUAAGCAUGCUAUUACUUCUUUUGAAUUUAUGAUCGUUUAAUUAUGUUAUUUCUCACAGGACUAUUUUUGUUGUAAAGACCAGUGUGUGGAAGUUGAUUGGGAAAUGCAGCAGUAGGUUUGAGGAAAGGGCAGAGAAUAUACAGAACAGAUGCUGUGUAAAAGGGCUUGGAGAAGCUUGAAAAACAAAAGGAGAAAGGGCUUCUUAGGGUUCUGUUCCAGUAGGCAGAGGGACCCUGUAAGUUAGGCUAAAAGGAGAAACCCUUUGGUCCCCCCACAUGUUCUGAGUUACAGUUCCCACCAGGAGUCAUGCUGAAUGGAGUUGAAUACCAAGCCUCAGGAAGGCUGAUUUUCUGCACUUCUGAUGUAAACAACUUUUCCAUUUGAGGCUUCCACAGAGUUGGGGUAGUAUUUAAUUAACUGGGCAGGGCAGGGCCUGAUUUGACAGUCUCCUCCCAUGGAACUAUCCCGCCUUUUGUGACUAGGUCAGUCGCGCAGUCUUUCAAAAUUUGCUUGGAAUUAAGUUCAGUUGGGCACACUCCCAGGUAAACAGAACUUGGGGGGGAAAUUUUAAACAACAUAUUCCAGAAUAUCUAGCCCUCAUGCCCAUUGGCUAGCCUAGUUGUGUGAUUCUGGGAUAUAUAGUUGGGGAAAGUAGCUUUUUUGAGAGCUCUGCAGGUGAAGACGCGUAUGUUAGCAACCUGCAGUGUUACAACGGAGUCUGCAACUAGCCAAGCAAAAUCCUACCUGCAUAGAUGUGUUGGCAAUGAGUGGUCUGGCUUUGAAGGUGUGUGCAUGUUGGGGGUGGGGAGAGAAUGACUAGGCUACAAUACUGUACUUAAUUCCAAGACGGUGCUGUUGGAAGGGCUGAAGUGUGCCUUGAAAAAUGAAGCCAUUCUCAGAUACCAUCCACUGUUAUAUUCCCUCUGGAGGAGGAGCAGGCAGGAUUGGCCAGAGCUUGGAAACAAAACUGUUUUGGACUACAACUCCCAGAAUCCUCUGGCCAGCUUCACCAGCUCAAGAAAGCAAUAUUUUCAGGCUCUGAGACAAGCCCAAGGCAUUUUUUUUGGCCUGAGGCAAAGCAGCAGAUUAGGCAUCCUUCAGUCUCGAGAGACUAUGGUAACGUGCUCUGUAUGGAGGACUUGGAACAGCAACAGAUGGCUGUCUUUUCAAGCAGGUCAAGGUGCAGAGUUCCCCUGACAGGCCAUCUUGUUUUGGCCUGUGAGGGAGACCCUUGCAAAACCAGUUUUCUCUUUCCUUGGCCAGGAAAAACAGAUCACAAUAAGUCUUCAUGAAACCUAAGGCUCACAAGCAGAGGCAGCCAGCCACCUGCCUUAGGGCAAUGGUAGUGCCAACUCAGAGAAAACGGCAAGGUACUUCUCAAUUCCUCUCGUAGCAAUGGUUAAAGACUGGAUUGAGAGGAAACACCUCAGCAGAUGAGAAGAUGGACGGUGUAUUGCCUGUUACCCCCACCAUCCCUGUUUUUUUAAAAAAGAUAUAUCUAAAUAUGCACUUUAAGAGUAUGAUGGUAAGUCUAUGUAAAUGUUGUCCUGGCAUUAUGCAGUAGUCAUUUUAUAUGGUAUUUUGCUGCUCUCAACUUUCAGCCGUACAGUCUCUAAAGUGAAUUCAGAUUCUAUGAUCCAGCAACCUGAAACCUUUCAUUUUUUUGGUUGCUAUAUUAAAUAUUAUCAUAGGCAACUACGGAAUUGUGUUUGUGUGUGUGCGCUCGCGGGCGCAUGUAUCCUUCGUGCCUAGGCCAUAACCCUGAUCUUCAAAGAAAGAGAGAAAAAAGGAAAACUCUCAGCAGUGUAAAGCGCCUGAGGCCAGCAUGAUUCCUCAAGCAUCGCAUUUCUCUCUAAGGCGGCUUGGGCUGUGCAUUUAAAACAUAAGGUACUGCCACAGCAUUGAAAUGCAUACAAUUAGACAUUGUGCUUAUCUUGGGCAUGUCACGUUAGUGGGACUUCACUGUGAGACCUCUCAUGAUUAUAUGAAUAAGAAUGUAAGUAUUUGCUUUGCUUUUGUUCUGCUUCCUGGACAAUAAAAUCUCCUAG
Pogona vitticeps (central bearded dragon) is the source of this 5110-nucleotide messenger RNA. Its product is annotated as D(1) dopamine receptor. NCBI's taxonomy places the organism in Eukaryota, Metazoa, Chordata, Lepidosauria, Squamata, Agamidae. The record is from RefSeq and is a predicted model, not a curated record. Gene Ontology annotation, biological process: adenylate cyclase-activating adrenergic receptor signaling pathway; positive regulation of MAPK cascade. Gene Ontology annotation, molecular function: G protein-coupled receptor activity. Gene Ontology annotation, cellular component: plasma membrane.